UCCCCACUCUGUCCAUCCCACAACGCACGUUGAUUUGUUCCUUCAGUAUCUUUCUCCGAUCUCCAUGACUCUUCCAGAUAUGGAGAAACCUCCAGUUACAGAGAUACAAGUUCGUAUGGACUGCAACGGCUGCAUGCAGAAAAUAAAGAAGGCCUUGCACGGUAUCAAUGGUAUAUACGAUCUCCACAUUGAUUUUCCUCAGCAGAAGAUAACAAUAAUUGGGUGGGCAGAUCCUCACAAAAUAGCCAAAGCCAUUAAGAAAACUGGAAAAACUGCAAUAAUCUGUUCACAUUCAGAGCCAUCUGAUGAUCCCCCAUCAGAACCAGCACCACCAGGAACAGAGGGAGGUAACCAGCCCGCGGCAGAAGAAGCACCACCACAACCAUCAUUACCAGUGCCGGAAAAUCCACCAUCUGAGGCUGCUAAUAGUACUCCAACAAACCAGCCUCCAGUUCAAACCUCUAAACCAAAAGAUGCUGAGGAAAUUCAUGUGAUACACCACCAUGUACAAGAUAGAUAUGGGCCAUUUGGCUACGGUGGUUCACCAGCACCGGGAUUAAUUAGUGUCCAGCCACCUCAACCAAUGUUCGAGUGAAUUCCCGCAAACGUACAGGUUCGUUGACAAGUAAUAAUUGUGAUAAGUAAAGUAUCGUCCCACAGGGAAUAAGGAUUAAUUCUAGGAUAUUUGAUAAAUUUGAAUUCGUGUUUGUGACUAAAACUAUCGAAUGAAUAGUUAACGGAUUUUUAAAACUAAAAUUUAUAAAAGUAAUGGAGGUUGAUUUAAAACUCGAAUAUGCGAAUGUAUUGGAUUUCAGA
Molecule: messenger RNA, 816 nt
Organism: Olea europaea var. sylvestris
Lineage: Eukaryota; Viridiplantae; Streptophyta; Magnoliopsida; Lamiales; Oleaceae
Product: heavy metal-associated isoprenylated plant protein 21-like
Exons: 3
Coding region: 65-595 (176 amino acids)
Molecular function (GO): metal ion binding
Source: RefSeq, a predicted model, not a curated record